GGGCUUAAAGUGUUUACAAGAAGUUCAGCGUCACUGACUAAGGCGUCGGAGGAGCAGCUGCUAACGUUCUUUGUUCAAACUAGGGACGCUAGCUUUCCUAUUUUGAUCGAUCGAUUGCGCCCGUUAGAAAAUGAUUCAUUGUUGCUCAGAGUCAAUAAAUACCGAAUCAUCUGAAUAACUUAUUUCAUUCUUAUCAAGAAAGCUUUUCGGCAAGACCGCAAGCGAGAGAUAUUCACUACAACUCCAAACUAGCCAAGAAUCUCGUUUAAAAUGGCGCAAGAUCUGAUAGAUGUGGAUGAUAUUGUUGAGAAGUUUCUCGUAAAGAAAAUGUAUAAAAAGUCAGGAUGGCCUCAUGAUACAAUAGCUGCAUGCAAGAUCAUCUGUACUGAUAAAGAUGGCAAAACAUGGGUAUCUCAUCAGAUCUACAGGAAUGAUGAGAAUGAUCAUGCAGAAGUAAAGCUCAUUAAAUACCUUCGAUGGCUUGGAAAAGCAUUAGAGGCCAGGGAAAUUAUUAUUAAGGUUUACAUGAACUACUCACCCUGUUACAAGUGUGCUAGAAAAAUACUGAAAUAUAAAGGAGAUAUGGAAGAUAAAAUAAAAAUGACCAUUACAUUUGCAAACUUUUAUAACACACAUGUACAUAGAGGAAACAACCGGGAUGAAGCACGCGCAAAUAUUGAAGAGCUAAAGGAGCUGUAUGAGUAUGGAGAACAUGCGGUGAAACUUCGAUUGCUUGGAAGGGAUGUAAAAUGGGAAACAUUCCUAGGCAUGGAUGAGUUUUUUAGGUUUGAGGAAGGAGAAGAGGAUGAAUGUUUGGAUAAGGCUCGCUCAGACGAAAGAAAACGUAGGGAGGUUCAAGAUGAGAUGGUGUGGGACGAAAUCUUCAAUGACGGGGUCGGAGUAAUCACAUCAGGACUAGAUAAUGAUAUAUUAGAGGAACUUCGAAAGGAUAUGGAUGAGCUAUCGGCUAGCGACUGAUCUACGGUAAGGGACACAUAUUCGGUAGAAAACAUGACCAAGUGCAUGAGAUUUGUUAUUAAGCUUUAUUAUUAUUCCUUAAUUUAACUGAGACAAAGAAUGUUUUGUUAUCGUAUCCCCAGCAAAUGGACUGAUUAGUAGCCUAAAGCUGACUGGCUUUAAAUACAUGUUAAGGAAAAAUCUUUUGAAAUUGCCUAAUUUUAACUCGGCUACAUUACAUUAUUGUCUAGAUCUCUUGGUAUUUCAGCUGAUUAAUACUUCAAUAGAUCAUUUGGUAUUGAUAUUAGUAUCAGUAUUUUAGUUAUAAGAUUAUUGUCUCUUGGUAUUUCAGCUGAUUAAUACUUUAAUAGAUCAUUUGGUAUUGAUAUUGGUAUCAGUAUUUUAGUUAUUAGAUU
This is a messenger RNA of Actinia tenebrosa (Australian red waratah sea anemone), 1373 nucleotides long. RefSeq lists its product as uncharacterized. Lineage: Eukaryota; Metazoa; Cnidaria; Anthozoa; Actiniaria; Actiniidae. The record is from RefSeq and is a predicted model, not a curated record. Gene Ontology annotation, biological process: cytidine to uridine editing. Gene Ontology annotation, molecular function: cytidine deaminase activity; zinc ion binding; RNA binding. Gene Ontology annotation, cellular component: nucleus; cytoplasm.